CGUGAAUGACGUAGCGUCACGGCUAUUUUAAUACCGUACGUCACCUCCUACACGUGUGGCCCACGCUGAAACUGAUAGGGUCAGAUAAGUAAGCGAUCCAGUUAUUUCAACGCAUUGCUGAGAGUGGGGCCAGUUCAGCACAGCGUCCAGUUUCUCUUUGGAACGGUUGCCAUGGCAGCUGUAAACAUUCUGUGGGAGCAUGCACGGUUGUUAUGGGAACUGUCUGCAAAGAGCUUGAAAAAAGCCGGACGAGGAGUCUAUGGGCAGAGCAGCGGAAUCACAAGGAAGGUUCCAAAAUAGUUGAAGGAAAAACUACAUAGAGGCAACAUCAGCAACAAAUGUCAGUGUUUCAGUCCACAGGUACUCCUCUGGAGGGUAGGUUACGUCGCUGCCUGCCAGCCAUCAAACCAGACAGGCUGAGAACAGCAAAAGCAGUUGUGGAAAAAGCAGUGAAGAUGAAGAAGGUAUUUUCAGUGCAGGGACCUUACCCUGUGAUUCGCACUGCCUUAUGGGCCAGAGGGUGGGUGGAACGCCGUUUGCCGGGUCCGGUCCAGAAAACACUUCCUUGCCACAGUGAUGAAGAGGAGGAGGAUGAUGAUGGAGUGGUCAAUGCUGAUGUUACUGAGAGAGUGGAUGAAGGCGAGAAAGAUGAGAACCUCAAUGACAUGUAUGACCUGAUGUCUCGGUUGGUUCGAAAUGAGACAUCAUAUUUCUACUGGACAACUCGGCGGGACUCUAUAGACUGUCGCUCCUUGCAGAAUGACCAGAUGACUAAUCAUUUUGCAAAUGCUGGAACAUUUACCACCAAGGUGGGGUUGUGCAUGAAUCUGCGUAACCUUCAGUGGUUUGAUACAGCAGAUCCUGACACCUUUUUUCCAAGAUGUUACAGGCUUGGAGCGGAGGAUGAAAAGCAGGCCUUCAUAGAGGACUUCAGGAGGACAGCCUGUACCAGCCUGUUACAGCAUGUUGUUGAGACAUGGAAAAAUGAUGAAGCAAAAGAGUUGAAUGAUGUGAAACGUCACAUUGUAGGUCCAGAAAUUAUUGACACAGCUUUGCUUGCAUGUCAAGAGUUUCUCAGUGUUUUAAAGCAUAGUGACAUUGAUACAACUGUAGAAACAACCCCAUCUGUGGAGGAGCAGCAGUGGGCCACGUUUCUGCAGAACUACUACAUGGUUGUGCACAAAUGUGCAGUGAUCAGUGGCAGUGGCGAGUUCGUGGAGCUCUGUAAGGCCAUGCUAGCCAGACUGCAGGAAGUUUGCCCUCAGCUGCAUAUUGAUGGACUAAACAACAUCUGGAUUGUCAAACCAGGAGCCAAAUCAAGAGGAAGAGGCAUUAUGUGUAUGAAUCGUCUGGACGAGAUUUUGGCACUUGUGGACACCGACAGAGCCUUGAUGAAGGAGAGCAAGUGGGUGGUUCAGAAAUACCUAGAGCGUCCUCUGCUUGUCCAUGGCACAAAGUUUGACCUCCGUCAGUGGUUCCUCGUUACUGAUUGGAACCCCCUGACUGUCUGGUUCUACAAAGAGUGCUACCUACGGUUUUCCACUCAGCCCUACUCAACAAAAAACCUACACAGCUCAGUCCACUUGUGCAACAAUUCCAUCCAAAAGCACUUUCAGCCUUCUCAUGACCGUCAUCCAGGAGUGCCUGAGGACAAUAUGUGGUCCUGCAGUCAGUUUCGGUCUUUUUUGCAGCAACAAGGACGUGGGGAAGACUGGGAGUCAGUAGUGGUCCCAGGCAUGCAGCAAGCAGUGGUCCAUGCCCUACAGACAGCCCAAGACCUGGUUGAGCCCCGCAAGGCCAGUUUUGAGCUGUUUGGAGCUGAUUUUAUGUUGGGAGCAGAUCUGAGACCUUGGCUUCUGGAGAUCAAUGCCAGUCCAACUAUGGAGUGUUCAACUGCUGUGACCACUCGGCUCUGCCCUGCUGUGCAGGUGGACACACUAAGGGUUGUGCUGGACAGACGGACUGAUCCUAAUGCUUACACAGGAGGCUUCCAGCUAAUCUACAAACAGGCUACAGUAGAAGUUCCUCACUAUGUGGGGGUGCACCUACUAGUGGAAGGAAACCCUAUUCGGCAACCCAGACCUGUGCUUCAUAGACAGACAAAUACAGCUCUCACUAUCCACCUCCCUUCUGACCAGUCAUCACCAGACAAGGCUGAGAUAAGAUAUAAAGCAUCAGGUCAGAGGCCACACCUGGUGGCUGACCUUUGCUGCUCAGGCAAAGAGAGCCAAGAGAGAAAGAGACUAUUGACAUCUAUAUCUCCAAAACGAGAAUGUGAGAUGAGGGCAGAAGUACAGAAUGUCCUCUGUGUCCGGAGGACAUGCAACAGUUUUGAAUCUGAACAACCUUUGAUGAUACGCUCAGAACCUCAGAGGAAAGCUCGACGGUUUGAUUUAAGUCUUCGUGUUAAUGGGGCACCCUUAGUGCCAAGGAGUCUUUCCUUUUCACUCGGCCCUUCACACAGGACAUCAGAGGAUAAAAUUGUUCAUGGGUCAAAGAUUUCCAGAUCCUUUCUACCUCCGACAACUUUUGAGCCUAGACACAGAAUUUCUAAUCAAAUCUGUCCUCCGUUCCAGGGUCCCCUACCGAGUCUUGAAAUCUGUCGCUUGCCUCAUGUGGCUGUAACCACUUUCCAUCAUAACUCAGCUUUUUCAUCCUACCCCGGCAUCCACAAGCAAGAGUUAUUCAUUCGUUCACAAAGACAAAACCCUGGCCGAGGCAAAGGAGAGAGCACAGGAGAACAUAAACACUGAUGCUGUUUAGAGCUGAGAUGAUGGAAAGCAGCUGAACAUGUUUGAUUAGCAUUAAUGAGAAGACAACUGACAAUGAGCUUACUGUGCUUUAUUUCUUACUCUUUUGCUUUUUUUCUUUCAAAUAAGUUGUAAGUAUUUCAACCUACCAGCAGGUGGGGAUAAAGUGCCAAGAAUCAAACUGCAGGUUUAAGCCAAACCCCUAAGAGGAAAAAAAGAAAGUAAUUUCCCAUCCAGAUUGGUACCUUACACACCAGCGCAAUCAUGUAUUGCAGUUGCUUUAGUAUCUUUAUAACAAAAAUGUCCAAAUUUACCGGUAGGUUCGAAAAGACUGAUGCUUGAUAAGCAUAUUUCUUCAGUGAUUUAAUGCCCAUUUAAUUAGCACAUAUUUGAUCAACUAUAUGUAAUUUUUUAUGUGUUAGAAAUAUUUUCAUCUAUGGUGGAUAAAAAGGAAAAAUUUAAACCCAGACAGGAAACUUUAAGAAAGGGAAUGACGUGAAUGAUGUGCAAGAAAGGUUCAAACAAGUCAAAUUAAAGUUUUUUGUUUGUUUUUUUUAUAUAUAUAUUCAUAUUUGUUUUUAGAUUUCCAGGACCAACUAACUGAAAUAAAUGUUACGGAUGCUAUUAAAUCAGCGAAGAAAAAAGUAAAUUUUGUUGAGGAAAUGAACAGAAUAUGCCUCAACUUGCAAUUUUUUUUCAGGUCAGAAGUCAAACAUGCAACUCCUCAACAAGCAAAUGGAAAUCAGCAUCAGGAGGAGCAACAUGAAAAACAGCAGGGUGUGGCGUUAGACUUGAUUUUGCACAGAUAAUGUAGAUGUGGAAUGAAUAAACAUUUCAGCUCUGAAGUGAUAAUGGAAAAAAAUACUUUUAUGUUAUUUAAAUGUUUGCAUUGUUGGGGACCGAACUGCAGAACAGUGCUAAGACAAAACUGUGAAUUUAAGUUCUAUAACAGCUGGAAAAUGUGAUUGUUCUAUACAGAAUGUACUACUUCUUGGUUGACACGAUGGUGCUGAACAAGUUAACCGCCCAAAAGACUGAUCUCAUUGUUGCCUCAGGAAAUCAGCUUUUUAAGCUUAUAUUUGUUUCUAUGUUUUAUUUAUAGUAGCACAAAUGGUUGACCAGCAUAACCACCAGCUAAAGGUCUUCCAAUACUUAAAUGUAUC
Melanotaenia boesemani (Boeseman's rainbowfish) is the source of this 3913-nucleotide messenger RNA. RefSeq names its product tubulin tyrosine ligase-like family, member 3 (gene ttll3). The transcript has 13 exons. Gene Ontology annotation, molecular function: protein-glycine ligase activity, initiating. Gene Ontology annotation, biological process: cilium assembly; cilium movement; protein polyglycylation. Gene Ontology annotation, cellular component: cilium. The record is from RefSeq and is a predicted model, not a curated record. Bases 339 to 2753 code for a protein of 804 amino acids. Lineage: Eukaryota; Metazoa; Chordata; Actinopteri; Atheriniformes; Melanotaeniidae.